This is a messenger RNA of Closterium sp. NIES-65, 1167 nucleotides long. NCBI's taxonomy places the organism in Eukaryota, Viridiplantae, Streptophyta, Zygnematophyceae, Desmidiales, Closteriaceae. The record is from the annotation of a GenBank genome assembly.
AUGGCGCCGCUGCGGACCGUCGGAUCGUCGUCCACGAGCAUUCUCCCGCUAAUCAACGCCAGCCACGUGUCCUCCAUCUGGCACGACAUCCUCCUCAUUCCGCCCCCGCCUCCCGCCAACGACUUCUCCUCCCCCUCCCCGCGCCACCCGGGCCCCCCCUUCCCCGCCUGCACCUUCUCCUUCGUCUGUCGCUCCGCCAAGUCUUCGUCCGCCGAUUGCGGGCCCGGGAGCCGAAAGCUUCGUCGCCGCGACGACCCCCUUUUCCUGCGGGAGAAGCGAAAGGUCGUGUUGGGCCUAGACGGCAGUCAUUCGCUCUUAACGGCGUGCGACAACGUACCGCUUGAAGCGCUCGAGAUUGGGUCGCAAGCGCGCGAACCUGGCGACGUGUACGACGUUUUUCCUCUUCUGGCGAUGCCCCUGCGACUGCUGGGGGCGGAGCGUAACAGCAUGCCGAUUUCGUGGAGGAUUGUCACCAUCGCAGCGGACGACGAGCUGGUGACUAGUGGGCAGCUGAAACAUUCCCUCGGCGAUUUACUGGAUCGUGUUCGCGAGUGUGCGAACAAAACGGAAUUCUUUUGCGAAAUCGUGGCACCAGGUAAUGCGCCAAUCUGGUUUAUUCGACCAUCUUGUCUCCUUGCUCUCCUUCCUAUUCCCCUGAGACUACCCUCCCUCUCUCUCACUCACCUCCCUCUCUCUCACCUCCCUCUCUCUCACCUCCCUCUCUCUCACCUCCCUCUCUCUCACCUCCCUCUCUCUCACCUCCCUCUCUCUCACCUCCCUCUCUCUCACCUCCCUCUCUCUCACCUCCCUCUCUCUCACCUCCCUCUCUCUCACCUCCCUCUCUCUCACCUCCCCCUCUCUCACCUCCCUCUCUCUCACCUCCCUCUCUCUCAUCUCCCUCUCUCUCACCUCCCCCUCUCUCACCUCCCCAGCCCUUUAAAUAUUUCUUCGCUCCUUCAUUCCGUCCGUUGCUUCGUUGUCGCUCCCCCAAUCCCUGCUUUGGCGCCUCCCCCUCUCUUUCUCUUCCACAAGCAGCAGAAGAAGAGGCGCGGGAAAGACCCGCCCGACUCCAAGGCUUGCGAACGAAGAGCCUGGAGAGGGGAGCGUGGGGCGGAGGAAGCGGAGGAAGCGGAGGAAGCGGAGGAAGCGGAGGAGGAAGAGCCCUGA